Molecule: messenger RNA, 1305 nt
Organism: Leptosia nina
Lineage: Eukaryota; Metazoa; Arthropoda; Insecta; Lepidoptera; Pieridae
Source: the annotation of a GenBank genome assembly
AUGAAAAAACUCCAGAGCACAUCACUAAACUUCUCUGUUUUGAGUUUUCGAUCCGGCGUUUGUGUGUUCGUGAUUUGUGUUUGCGAAUGUGUUGCGGCGAUUUCAGGGAAUCUCCGCAUUACAACUGUUAAAAACAGUUCAAUCCGCUUUAUUAUCAAAGGCCGAGGUAUGCCCGGAAGAGGUGGUAUGGGGCGUCCGCCCUUCAACAGACCGCGGGUGUUGAUGCUGAGACCUCCCUUCGACCUGAUAUUGGCGGAGCCUGCGUUCCCGAGGUGCAAACCGGCGCCCGAUGACACCGCUUUGACACAGGCACUCCUCAAAAGGCAUGCUGAGCUGUGCCCAACACCAGCGGAACAGGCUGCAGUACUCAGUUUAGUUACAAAACUACAGACUGUCCUUGAUAACCUGGUUGUGGCUCCUGGAGAUUUUGCUGCCUGUCAACUAGAGGAGGUACGACAGGUUGGUUCUUACAAGAAAGGCACAAUGAUGGCCUGCAAAAAUGUCGCUGACAUUGUUGUCAUAAUGAAGACUUUACCCACCAAGGAGGCUGUGGAGGGGCUCUCCAAUAAGGUGAAUGAAGAACUAAAUAAGCUGAUGCGAGCUGAAGGGCUGGGCAACGUGAGCAGUGCAUGCCACGAGCGGGGAUUCACCGUGACCGCGGCGAGCAGCGCCGUCAGGGUACUUGUCACUACCCUGCAUCAUAACUUGAGGAAGUUGGAGCCGGAGGUCCACUUGGAUUACAAGGUGAUCAGCAGCCAUUUAGCUGCGAUCAGACAUAGCCGUUGGUUCGAAGAGAAUGCUCAUCAUUCUUCCAUCAAGGUAUUAAUCCGCCUUUUGCGUGACAUGUGCGCGCGUCACUCUGGCCUAGAACCCCUGACCCCUUGGAUGAUCGAUCUUCUAGCACACCACUGCAUCAUGAACAAUCCGGCGAGACAAGUGCUACCGAUCAAUGUGGCUUUCAGGCGAGCUUUAUCGUUGUUGGCGGGUGGGUUGUUCCUGCCAGGGUGCGCGGGUCUCCCGGAUCCGUGUGAGGCGGCGCAUGCGCGCGCGCAUACCGCGCUGGAUCUACCCGCGCAGGACCACGCCGCGGCUACAGCACAAACCCUCCUCCGGGUGGUUGCCCGCGGCGGUCACCGCUACGUUUUGGGCCUGCAAGCCUUCGAGGGGGGCAAAGACAUCUCGACCGAGAUCACUGUCUGGGACGGAGUCGUGGUUUCCCCUCUGGCCCCGGCCUACAACGAGACACCAGAGCCCAUGGACACAGACGAGAAAGAGGACGAAGGACCGGACGGUGUGGCUGCUUAG